AAUUUAGUACCUAUAACAGCUGUUAACAAAAUGUUUUUUCGUCAUGAUAAAUCUAAUCAAAAUAUAUUUUAAUAGAUAGAAAUAGAAAAACUUGCUACACACAUAAAAUCCACUAUAGGAUCUCUCAAAUUAAACAAAACCGAACUGCCAGGAAACGCACACAAGGAUAUAAACAGCCAUGAGUCACUUGGGCCUGACGGAUGUGCACCAAUCCCAGGAUGCCACUCCUGACUUGGAAUCCUUCACUGGCUUUGGUAACUCCGCUGCAGAGGCCUUCAUCCAGAGUCUCGCAGGAAUGGUCAAUCAAGGGGAUGUGGAAACCAUGAUAAGGGCUCAAAAACAAAUGCUGCAACGCUUCGAAAAAACCAAUGAGAUGCUCCUAAACUGCAAUGCCCUUUCUCAGAGUCGCCUGAAAAGCGCCAGCGAGGAUUUUAAAAGACAUGUGAAAUGCCUAAAUGACAUGAAGAAGGAUUUGGACUAUAUAUUUCGAAAGAUACGGGUCAUCAAGCAGAAGCUGCAGCUGCAGUUUCCCGCCAUAUAUGCCGAAGUGCAGCCGCAAAGGAGCAGUUUGGCGGAGGAAGCCGAAGACGACACGGAAGUCCAGGCCAAAAAGGCCACUGACACAGCUGCUCCAUCGACAGGAAAACCUGUUCCACCCACUGCACAGUCCAAGAAGAGUGCUGCCACCAUUGAGUAUGUCCAAAUGGAGGAGGCCGUGGACAAUGGCACCGUGGAGAUCGAAAACGAGCUGAUCAAACGCGUCUGCUCCGUCGAAACGGCCAAUCCUAACGACUCCUCCGACUGCACUUCCGAGGAUACAGGUUGAAUAGCUCUACGUUUCUUAGAUAGCUUUAGUUGCACAGUGUAUUUAUAAUGUAAGAUAACUUAUUGGUUUAAAUAUAAUCCGCUACAUCCAAGGAUAA
Messenger RNA from Drosophila biarmipes, 923 nucleotides. Its product is annotated as kxDL motif-containing protein CG10681. Gene Ontology annotation, biological process: lysosome localization. Bases 179 to 826 code for a protein of 215 amino acids. Gene Ontology annotation, cellular component: BORC complex. The transcript has 2 exons. The record is from RefSeq and is a predicted model, not a curated record. Lineage: Eukaryota; Metazoa; Arthropoda; Insecta; Diptera; Drosophilidae.